Molecule: messenger RNA, 1293 nt
Organism: Iphiclides podalirius (scarce swallowtail)
Lineage: Eukaryota; Metazoa; Arthropoda; Insecta; Lepidoptera; Papilionidae
Source: the annotation of a GenBank genome assembly
AUGCGUAGCGGAAAUCGCGCAGGAAUUACUUUAUUCGUUGCGUAUUUCUCUUUAUCGCAAUGCUCCGGCGAUAUAGAGCCGUUUGUGGUGGGCGGUGGUUUCGCGAACAUCGCGAAAUAUCCCCACUCCGUGUUCCUGACCAUAGACUGCGUGACGAACAGUUGGAUAUGCGGCUCGUCGAUAUUGAACCAGAGGAUACUUUUGUCAGCGGCCCACUGUCUCGUCGGCUGCAGGCGGAGCUGGGACAUAGAGGCCUUUGCUGGGCACGAAGACCUCACUAAGGUUAACGUUGUGAGAUCUGUUAUAAAAUUCGUACAACACGAAAAGUAUAAUGACAAAGUCAUGACGAAUGAUAUUGCACUGUUGGGCCUCGAUGGCAACUUGCCCUUGGGAAGAUAUAUUAAAAGAGUUAUUAUUAGAAGGUGGCAUUCUCCCGAUGCAGUUGCUAACGUCGCGGGGUGGGGCGUAGUUAAUCGUAUAACAAAUAAGGAUUCGAUGGUUUUGAAAACAGCGAGACAGCGCUUGAUGUCCCCACGCUCAUGCGCCAGGUAUGGGCGUUUGAGUUUCGGGAUGAUGUGCGCUCGAAGCCCGGAAAAGAAUACGAGUCCAGCGUCGGGUGAUUCGGGAAGUGCUCUAAUCACUGCAGACUCGCAACAAAUAGACUGUAAUGGCAAAUGGAUAUGCGGAUCAUCGGUUCUAAACCAAAAGAUACUCCUAACAGCCGCUCAUUGCCUUUUCGGCUGCGAGGUAAAAGGAAGAAUCGACGCAUUUGCGGGUCACGAAAAUAUAAGACAGGUGAAAGUGAAAAGGAAGGCACAAAAAAUAAUAAUCCACGAAAGGUACAACGACAAAACCAUCAUAAAUGACAUAGGGCUGAUACUUCUGCAAGGUAACUUACCAUUAGGUGAUAGCAUUAAGAGGGUCAUAAUUACAAAACAAGAUAAUACUGGUCUUCAAGGCGUGGUUGCUGGAUGGGGUGUAGUGAAUGACGGGACUAAACAGGGCACAGCGUUAUUGAAAUGGGCAAAACAAACAGUAAGAUCAAAGCAAACAUGUCUCAAACUGGGAAAUCUGUUGCCUGGGGUGAUGUGCGCGGGCAGCGUUUAUAGUAAAUAUGCAAGACCAAGUCAAGGAGACUCCGGCAGUGCGUUGAUUGCCCCAAAAUAUCGACAGAUCGGCAUAGUGUCAUUCAGAUAUUCAACAUACCCAGGACUUGUGAUUUACACCAACAUCUCUUAUCAUUUGGAAUGGAUAAAAAAAAAAUCUCGAGCGUUAUACUGUGGGAAGAAAAUG